GUGAUACAGCUACACUUGCAUUCUGCUGCCUCUGCAAAUAUAGGGAGUCUUCGAUUUAUAGGAAUAUUUCAUACGCCAAAUGGACGGUUGCACACUGCAAACGGAAGGAGAAAAAGAAAAGGCCAUCAAGUGUCUCGAAGCAGCAAUCAGACGAAGAACAAGUGAGGGUAUAAGCUUGGAGCUAUGUGCAAAGGACCGAGUAGGGCUGCUCUCAGAGGUAACACAAAUCCUCCGAGAAAACGGACUCUCAGUCACGAGGGCAGGCGUGACAACGGUGGGGGAGCAAGCCGUGAAUGUGUUCUACGUGAGUGAUGCAUCGGGCAAACCAGUAGACGCAAUGACCAUAGAAGCCCUGCGCAAGGAGACUGGGAAGACGAUGAGGCUUAACGUGAAGAAGCCGGCAAUGAAUACGAAAGCACUCGAAGCAAGUGGUAGGGCAAAGACUAGCUUCUUCUUUGGAGGUUUGCUGGAAAAGUUGCUCCCUUGA
Messenger RNA from Salvia splendens (bonfire salvia), 487 nucleotides. Its product is annotated as ACT domain-containing protein ACR3-like. The transcript is spliced from 2 exons. The record is from RefSeq and is a predicted model, not a curated record. Bases 80 to 487 code for a protein of 135 amino acids. Lineage: Eukaryota; Viridiplantae; Streptophyta; Magnoliopsida; Lamiales; Lamiaceae.